This is a messenger RNA of Macadamia integrifolia, 2159 nucleotides long. RefSeq lists its product as uncharacterized. NCBI's taxonomy places the organism in Eukaryota, Viridiplantae, Streptophyta, Magnoliopsida, Proteales, Proteaceae. Bases 543 to 1679 code for a protein of 378 amino acids. The record is from RefSeq and is a predicted model, not a curated record. The transcript has 4 exons.
CGAGAGAGAGAGAUUUUGGAAAAUCGAAGAUAAGGAAACAAGGCAAAAUGCGUCAUCCUCAUCGUCAAUUAAAUACAAAUCGUGGGGUUGGCGAUCUCCGUACAGCUAUUACUCGCUUGUAUUUGGCUUAGCUCACUUCUACUUCAUCCUCUCACUCGGACAGUCACUCUCUCUCUCUCUCUCUGCGGUUUCUCUUUCUAAACUCCCGCCCUUCGCAAGCCCCGAAAGUAACAUCCUCUCCAUAUUCUUUCUUUAAUUUAGAUUCACAAUCUUCUUUAUAGUUUUCAAACCGACUCUCAAUUCAAACCCUCCAAAUUCUACCAGACCCACCUUUCCAUUUCCCUUUCCCUCUCAUCUCUUUUCUAGAUCCGUAGAUAACAAUCUUUUUUAAUCUCAAAGCAAGCCCAUUAAAGAAAUAUCAGAGAACAGAGAAAAGGGUUUGCAGGGACCGUUUACAGAGUGUCGAAGAAGAGAGGAACUCACGUCUCACCUUUCUCUCACCGCCAUCAUCUUCACUUACUCUUAGCCUAUAAUAACCCAUCAUGCCACCAGGUUCAAAGAAGAGAAAGGCUGUCAAGAAAAAGAAAGAAAAGGCCAACAACCAUUCAACAACUAACAAUCAACAAGUGCCAGAAAUUGAUGAUCUGAUAACCCAUGAGGAGAAAGAUAGUGAUGGUGGUGAAAUCAGUUCCCCUAAAUCACAGCCAGAGAAUCCGUCAAUAACGGAGAAGGAAGAACAGGGGGAGGUGGAUAGGCAGGGUUGGGAUUCUCAUCCUUCUGGAUCGGUUGUUAUCGAAGAUUCUAAAUCGAUGGAAGUUGCCCAAAAUGGCACUGGAAAUGGCGAAGCCAAAAAUAAGCAAGAAGAGGUGUUAGAGGAGGUGGAGGUUGUUCAGGAUAUUGAGGUUACUAGGGAGUUGAAGCCUGAGGAUGAUGAGGUUGUGAAGGACAUUCAGAUUACGAAGGAGUUGAAGCCUGAUGAGGUUUAUGAGAGCAAGAAUGAUAUUAUUGUGUCUGUUGAGCGAGAUGCUGGUAGUUUUAGCAGUAGUAGCAGUUCUGAUGAUGAAUCCCCACUGGUCGAUGAGAAAUCCCAGGUUAUGGAAUCAGAGAAGAUGGAAGAGGAGGAAAAGGGUGGUGGUUCAGUCAUGGAAACCACAGCCGUUGUUGAUUCGGUGCAGGAAUUGGAAGAGGUGAAGAUUGCUACUUCAGUUUUGGACACUGCUACUGACAACGAUUUGGUUGGGACGUUGGAGGAAAGUUCUAGUUCAGUCAUUGAAACUACACAUACUGUUGAUUCGGCAGAGCCAGUUGUUUCAUUGACUGAGGAGGUUACUGAGUCUUUUGCAUCCAGUACUGUUGAGGAUAAUGGGGUUUCUGAUGAGAUUGGUUUGGCAUCGAAGGAUAAUGAGGAGAUAUCAUUGCCUUUGUCAAAUGAGACUGUGGGGGCUUCGGAUGUAAUUGAAUCAGUGGCAAAGGAAAGUGAGGAUAAGAUGUUGCAACCUUCUGAUGCUCCAAUUGUUGAAACUAGUGGUACUGGUAGUGCUGAAUUACCCAAAGACCCUGCAAUUCCAGAAAUAUCAGAAAACCAGCCACUGUUGGGCACAAUUCCCCCACCAAUAGAAAGGACUUCUUGGAAGAGUUGCUGCGGCAUAUUUGAUGUUCUGAAAGGCUCAAACAGAUAGAUCAGGGAGGAUGCCGAGGACUUGCUAUGGAUAGAGAAAUGGAAUUGACUGAUGAAGUUUAUGAAGCAAGUCUGGGAAGGGAUAUUACUGCUUGAAGUUUUGAUAUACUCCUAAAUAAAUUGUACCUGGUGAUAAUAUUAGUCUUCAAUAUUUUCUAUUGAGCAAUAAUAGAGAAGUGACUUGAUUAAUUGAUCAGUGUAAGGUAGUUUCAUUGUUGAUUAGCAGCUUGAACUUGCUACCGAAACAAAGUGUGUGUUUUGUUGUGGAUGUUGCAUUCUUGAACCAAUAUUCUUUUUAGUUUUUAAGGAAGAUAGAUGGUCCAUGUUCGUUGGGUGUUUUUGUAUGUUAUAGAGUUUAUAGUCAAUGUUUAUUAUGGUAGUUCUGUAACUUUAAGAGUUUGCUUCUUUUUCAUGUGUCACUGGUAAUGACUUCAUUUAUGUGUGGUAUGGCUCAAUGUUGAGUUGGUGAGAGUUUGAUGCA